This is a messenger RNA of Eurytemora carolleeae, 2355 nucleotides long. RefSeq lists its product as uncharacterized. The transcript has 11 exons. The coding region runs from base 101 to 2302 and encodes 733 amino acids. NCBI's taxonomy places the organism in Eukaryota, Metazoa, Arthropoda, Copepoda, Calanoida, Temoridae. The record is from RefSeq and is a predicted model, not a curated record. Gene Ontology annotation, cellular component: cytoplasm. Gene Ontology annotation, biological process: signal transduction; regulation of GTPase activity.
AGCAAAAACAGAAUUAGAAACUAUUAAUAUUUCAUUUUAUCAUAUCAAUAGAAAAUAGACUUUCAGUGUUACAUUUUUCUGUGACCAUUUAUGAGGAAUAAUGGACAGGAAUGUUCAAAGGGAUCUUUCCAAAAACCAUACCAGAAACUAUCAAAGCUAUCAAACCAAACCAGAAACUAUCAAAUCUAUCAAACCAAUAGUCCUGACGCCUGCAUAUAUCAAGUUAGAAAAUAGCAAUCCUUCUUCCACAGCUUUACCAAUUCAGUUGAUAUCAUACAGUGAAGAACCUGUCAGAAAACCAGUGGUUCAGACAUCAUUAGAAGUGUCCAAGAAUGUAGCAGUUAAAUCAUUACCUUCAGAUGGCCCAAAAUUGAUAUCUCAGAAACUUCAAGUAACGUCAGAGGCUUCAAAUAACUCAUAUGCAUCGCAAAAGCUCACAGAUGAAUUAGGAAGUCUUUCAUCCUCUUUUUCAUCUUCAAAAAGAAAUUUAGUGGAAUUCAUAACAACUUUGUCACUACAGUCAAAGUUGUCCCAAAGUAUGCCAAUAUUAUGGCAUGACAGUAUCCCAAUAGAUUCACAAAUGCAAGAAUCCAACCCAACUGAAAGUUUUUAUGUUAAGUCCUCUGUCAAAAAACCUGCCUUUUUAAAACAAAAUCUUGCUGCAUUUCAAGAAAAAAAACCAUAUCCAUUCCUCCGGCUAUUGAAUUUGAAAUCAAACUCUUCAGAAAUGGUUACUCUUACAUCUUAUAAAAAAACAGCUGUACAUUCAAAUACUUACAGUGCCGGUGUUAUACCUAAAGCUAGAAAUACUGUUAGAAGCCUAAAAACUCAUAGUCUUGAGUCUAUUAUGAGUUACAAUUUAAAAAUGAAAAUUUCUGCUUCUGAAAUCAGGAGCUUAUAUCCAGAGCUCUCUGCAUUUGAAAAGAGUGGAUCUUCUAUCAAGUUGAAACAAAACACAAAUUCUGUACCUAAGGGUUUAACUAUUGAAUCUGUGAGUUCCUCUUCAGAAGAUGGAAAAAAAAUUAUAAAAAAUGAAGAUUUUUUACCAGAAGAUUCUAACAACACUGCUGAAACUACACAAUCUAUUGGAACAAAAAGCAUUUCCCAAGUUAUUGAAAAUUAUACUCCAGAGACUAAAAGUGUCUUGUCAGAAGCUGAUACACCAUCUGUUGAAACAAAAGAGUUUUCUUUGGAACCUAGUAGGAAUUCUUAUCAUAAUUUUGAACCUGCAAUAAGCAGUUGCAAUGAAGAGCUCCCCAAUAGAAGAUCUGAAAGUGAUGAAUUUAAGAAUAAAAACUUCCGUCCUCAUCUGGACAGAUUACUCAGUUUCUCCUCUCGCAAGGAUUAUGAAGAAUGGUCCACAAAUGAGCAACAUCCUUUCAGCUCAGAAUCGCCAAUUCAUGAUGAACAACCUGAUGAUUUCUAUCACAAGAUUUCCACUCCGUUCUGCAAGCAAGAAAGCAUACAAUCCAUAACAAAGGGAAGCAUCACUCGAACUUUCAAACAACAACUGGACCAGGAGGCUAAAUCGUUUGAAAAAGAAAUGGCGGGUGCAUUAAUUCCACUAAAUCGUUUGCGAUCCAGCAGCAAGAACAAAUUGGACUACUCUGGAACAAAAGAAGAGCGUGCAAUCCUUUUUCAAAAACUGCAAAAGUUUUUAAAGGAUUUUCUGGAUUUAAGCACUCGGUUACCAAUUAAAUAUCUUCAAGAUAGAGGUAUUCUUCAAAAUCGAGGAAUUUUUGGGAAUUCAUUGCAAAGCAAUGGUGCUGAAAUUCCGGAGUUCCUACAGUUAUCUAUAAGAACUUUAGAGUCAAGUAGAAGUUUUAUGGAAACUCCACAUAUUUACAGACAAACAGGAAACCUGGCAGAAAUUCAAAGCCUGAGGUUUCAACUAGAGGAAGGACAGUGGGAUAAACUUAUUGGAAUAAACAAUGUUCACAAUCUGACUGGUAUCAUUAAACUGUUUCUAAGAGAAGUUGUUGAGCCAACUAUACCUUGGGACUUCACUUUAAUGAUUUGUGAAAAUCCAGACAAAAUAUUGAACAACUUUGCUCAAAUGUCUUCAACCUAUCUAAACGAAUCGCACAGAAAUGUUCUGAAAUUUUUGCUGACACAUUUAAACAAUGUUAUAAAGGAUACAGAGUUGAACUUGAUGUCUGCCACCUCCCUGGGUAUUGUACUUGGCCCCUGCCUAUCCUGGCCUGAAACCAGUUCUCCAAAAAAAAUACUGGAUAAUAUAAACAAACAAAAGACCAGUCUUGCAUUCCUUAUUGAGCACACAGCAGAGCUUUAUAGAAUUUGAAUUGCAUUUAUAAUAUUUUGUAUUUUAUUAAGAAAUAAAUCAUAUUUUACAUU